Messenger RNA from Macadamia integrifolia, 635 nucleotides. RefSeq lists its product as uncharacterized. The record is from RefSeq and is a predicted model, not a curated record. Bases 16 to 474 code for a protein of 152 amino acids. Gene Ontology annotation, cellular component: endoplasmic reticulum membrane. NCBI's taxonomy places the organism in Eukaryota, Viridiplantae, Streptophyta, Magnoliopsida, Proteales, Proteaceae. Gene Ontology annotation, biological process: vesicle-mediated transport; endoplasmic reticulum organization. The transcript has 4 exons.
UGCUCUUUUCUGCAAAUGAAUUUUUCCCUCCUAUAUUUCAGCUUCAUCAUUGAUGCUUCUUUCCUUGAUAUGAAUUCGUUUGUCUUAGUGCAGGCUGUCGUUCAAGUGAUUGGAGUGGUUUUUGCAUUUUUACUUGCAUCAGAGCAGAAGCUUCCAAACAGUCUUGCCAUUUCAUCUAUAGCAAGUGGUUUCAUUUCUGUCAUCGUUGGAGAAUUAGGUCGUAGGCGCAGUCUAGUGAGUUUCUUGCGAGCCUACAUGUUAACUUCAUCUAUUGCAGCAUUUCUUUCAGUUGCAUGUGUCAUUGGAAGUGGCAUCUCUCUAGAGAUUAUUCAAAAUCAAAAUGCCUGGGCGGCACACAAAUUUGAACUUGUUGAAUCUGGCCGUGCUUUGCUUGGUGUUCUACUUCAGAUAAUAACAAUCAGUACAACAGUUACACUCAUUGGCAACAUGUCUCUUCCCAAGAGAGCUUCCUGAUCAAUGCUUUUAAUUUCCAACUUCAAAGAGCAAUUUUGACGACUGUAGCACUGAGGCGUUUUUCCUUUGAGGAAUUGUUAAUAUGUUUCUUUUUCAGUGGAUAACAUAUUUUAUUGGACAGAGUAAAGGUACCAACCCCUCCAGAAGGAGGAUAACCUCUC